Molecule: messenger RNA, 2931 nt
Organism: Xenopus laevis (African clawed frog)
Lineage: Eukaryota; Metazoa; Chordata; Amphibia; Anura; Pipidae
Gene: syt9.S
Product: synaptotagmin-9
Exons: 7
Coding region: 633-2162 (509 amino acids)
Source: RefSeq, a predicted model, not a curated record
ACCUCCAAUCAAUGAAACCAUGAAAGAUUCCAGCUUCCAUCCUAUACCCCCCCCCUGGGGUCCUGGGAAAGGGACUGGGAGCAGCACAAGCAUCUACUACUGCACUCCAGCUUUAAUCCUCCUCUCCACACCCCCCUCAUUCCACUCCCCUGUCAGCCAGGGGUGAGCACUCAAUCCAUUAGGGUUUCUCCUGUUCACACAAGUGAAGGCAGCAGAUAUAGUCGCACUGAGCGACAAGGCUCUUUCCAGCAUCAUAAAAAAAAGUUGCAGCUGACACAGGAGCCAGUGGAUCGCACUUCUGCCUGCGACUUCCCUUUGCGCCUUUAAUACAGAACUGCUGGCUCCCAAACCAGGGAGGAUUUAUUUGCUGCGACUGUCGCUGGAGAAAGGGAAGGAGAUGUGCAGCAGAAGCAGCCGCUUUUCUUCUCCCCCAAGCAGCCUGAGAGGCGGAGCUGGUCCCUCCUGCGAAGUGUAGGUGAGCGCUGAGAAAGAGAGAAGCGACCAGGCGCGUUUUGUAGCUGCUGCAAGCGCAAAGGGAGCUGGAGACGCCAGAGUCUGCGCAAACGGUGCUGCCUUGCCCCGGAGGGGUAACCGGGUACAGCAGGAGGGCAGCACAAGGAUGCUGGUAGGAAAUGCCUGGAGCCAGAGAGCAGGAGCUCUGUCUGAAAGCGGUGCGGCUGCUGGCGGAUUUGUGCUACAGUGGCAUCGUUGAGGACGACAGCUGCUUGGAUUUCAUCUACUACUUAAGGGACCGCGCCCGACCUCGGCUCUCCGACUCAGAUGUCUCGGUGAGCUUGCUGUCUCUACUGGUCACUGCUUGUGGACUGGCCCUCUUUGGGGUCUCCCUGUUUGUGUCUUGGAAACUCUGCUGGAUUCCGUGGCGUGAGCAUGGAUUGAAAGGCAUUACAGAACAUGAGCACCUUAACUACACGGACAGUGACACCAAUGAGCGAGAUUACAGCGACAACUAUCUAGGGCAACCCUCGCUCUUCCCUGAGUCAUCAAUGAAGAUCAGUCAUACUUCUCCCGAUAUUCAACUGGAAGCCAAGACCAGUACCAAGGAAAAUUGUGUCCAUAAUGUCCGGAUACAUCGCCAAAUCACUGAGCCAACCUCCUCUGCUAGACACAAUUCCAUUAGAAGACAACUAAAUCUCUCCAAUCCGGAUUUCAACAUCCAGCAGUUCCAAAAGCAAGAUCAGCUGACAGGAAUCGGGCGUAUCAAACCGGAGCUGUACAAGCAAAAGUCAGUGGAAACGGACGAUGGCAGGAGGAACAAUAGCAAAUCGUGUGGGAAGCUCAAUUUUGUCAUUAAGUAUGAUUGUGACCUGGAAAAACUUAUAGUUAAGAUUCACAAAGCGGUCAACCUUCCGGCCAAGGACUUCUCUGGAACCUCAGAUCCUUAUGUCAAGAUCUAUUUGCUUCCAGAUCGGAAAACCAAGCACCAGACAAAAGUCCAUCGAAAGACGCUCAACCCAGUGUUCGAUGAAGUUUUUCUAUUCCCCGUACCUUAUAAUGACCUGCCCACCAGGAAACUCCACUUCUCCGUCUAUGACUUCGACCGAUUUUCUAGACAUGAUGUCAUCGGCCAGAUCAUAGUGGAUAAUUUUUUAGACUUGGCCGAUUUUCCUAGGGAAAGCAAUAUCUGGCGGGAUAUCGAGCAUGUCACUAACGAUAACGUUGAUCUUGGUGAUUUGAUGUUUUCCCUCUGCUAUCUCCCUACUGCGGGAAGGCUCACAAUUACUAUCAUAAAGGCAAGAAACCUGAAGGCCAUGGAUAUAACAGGAGCAUCAGAUCCCUAUGUGAAGGUUUCAAUCAUGUGCGAAGGGAGAAGGCUAAAGAAAAGAAAAACAUCCACAAAAAGGAACACCCUCAAUCCAGUUUACAACGAAGCCAUAGUGUUCGAUGUCCCUCCAGAAAAUAUUGAUCAAAUCAGUUUAUUAAUAGCCGUAAUGGAUUACGACCGUGUAGGUCACAAUGAGAUUAUUGGUAUAUGUCAAGUCGGCAACGAUGCGGAGAGUUUAGGCCGGGAACAUUGGAGCGAGAUGCUGUCGUACCCACGGAAACCUAUAGCACAUUGGCAUCCUCUUACCGAGUGGUCCGCUCAGGCUGCAGCCGCAGGCAACGGGUCUUGCAAUUCUUUGAAGGGUCCCCCAUCUCCAUGAUGAGAAGGCUGAAACGGGCGAGAGAAAUGCCCCAGACGGUGACAAAGCACAUCAAGGAGUGCCAACAUCAAAUCGCUGCCCGAGCCCCUUUAACGUCAGAAGGGAAGAGCCGAGAUGAUACAAUAUUUGUUUGUUUUCAAGUUCUUUGGGGGGUUUUUUUCCCUCUUUGCUGAUUUCUCCCUUUGGCUCAUGACCAGAAUGGGACUCCGGCAUGCUGGUGAUUCCAUAUACUGUAUCUCCUCCGCACAUUGUCGUAUUCUUCUGUUUUUUCUAAAAUAACUUGCAAUUAUGACACCUACACAUCCAACAUUAUCAUUUCUGACGCUUAAUUCCAGUCUGUUCUGUUUCGUAUUAAGUCCUAUCACAUCAGUGUUACAUUGACUCCUCCAAUGGUGUUUCUUGCAGAGUCAAGGACUGUCCGUCACUGAUAAAGAAGUUCCGUGGCAUGAAAUGUGCUCCCUUACUGGUGUAAGCCAUAGCAAACAGAUAACAGCUGGUUGCUAUAGGCAACUAGACCUGGAGCACACUUAAAGCCUUAGUAUUACACUGACUUUGACAUCGCCUGGCACUGACGGCCUGUUCUGUUAUACCAUAUUGUUGGUGGUGCAUGUUUUCAUUUUCAUUUCAACAUAUGAAAGGAUAUCAACCUUUGUUUCCAAAUUUUAUAUAAAGUCCAAAUCUUACAAACACGCAUUUCAUGUACUGUGUUUUAUUUCUAUAAACCCAGUAUGCUCGACUUAUUUUGUUCUUAAUAAAAGGAUGUCUAUGA